Molecule: messenger RNA, 922 nt
Organism: Macadamia integrifolia
Lineage: Eukaryota; Viridiplantae; Streptophyta; Magnoliopsida; Proteales; Proteaceae
Product: tryptophan synthase alpha chain-like
Exons: 4
Coding region: 340-810 (156 amino acids)
Biological process (GO): L-tryptophan biosynthetic process
Cellular component (GO): cytosol; chloroplast
Molecular function (GO): tryptophan synthase activity
Source: RefSeq, a predicted model, not a curated record
AGCGACUGUGAAACUCCGACUCAGUAGCCUAAGACAAUGGCUCUGGAAUUUCUUGGUUUGUAGAAAACGGGUUGAUUGCAGGGCGACGAUAGCCAUUGCACACUUCAAAGAAACUUCUGUGUCCGCGAGGAGUAAAAUGGGGUUUUUCUUUUUUUUGUAUUUUUUUUGGGUUAAUGGUUUUUGUUUAUACAUUUUUUUUGGUAAGAGUGUUUUUGUUUAAAUCAAUGGGCGAAUUACAAGGUACACCAGAGGUUCAAAACGCCUUAAUUACAGUGGAUUAUUUUCCGUACAUUAAGGCUACUGAGUCGGAGUUUCACAGUCUCUUUAAAGUCUCGUAAUAUGAUGGUUACCCUCAGUAUUGCACCGGCUCGUGGAUUAUCUGAGACGUUCUCUUAUCUGAAACACCAAGGAAAGGUGGCUCUUAUCCCAUUCGUCAUGGCUGGUGAUCCUGAUUUAUCAACAACCGCUGAAGCUUUGAAAGUGCUUAAUUCCUGUGGAUCAGACAUAAUCGAAGUGGGUGUACCAUACUCUGAUCCUUUGGCGGAUGGCCCAGUUAUCCAGGCUGCUGCUACACGUGCUUUAGCAAAAGGGACCGAUUUUAAUUCGCUCAUCUCCAUGUUAAAGGGGGUUGUCCCACAAUUAUCUUGUCCAAUUGCGUUAUUUACCUAUUACAAUCCAAUACUCAAGCGUGGCACUGAGAAGUUCAUGUCAAUUGUAAAAGAUGCCGGAGUGCGUGGUAAUAUUAUCUUCUGGUUCAACUACCAAAAAAAAAAAUAUUAUCUUCUGGCUGAAAUGUUAAUGCUCUGUUGAAUGUUUGGGGUGUGUGUGCGUGUGUAUAUACAUAUAAGGUCGGCUUUGAUAGAGUUAUGCCCUUUCUCUCCUAUUGGCCUGGAUAUUUUAAUAUCAGUAUUGCUGUUAUGUA